This is a messenger RNA of Meriones unguiculatus (Mongolian gerbil), 11185 nucleotides long. It is a transcript of the gene Cfap54, whose product is annotated as cilia and flagella associated protein 54. The record is from RefSeq and is a predicted model, not a curated record. The transcript has 71 exons. The coding region runs from base 697 to 10254 and encodes 3185 amino acids. Lineage: Eukaryota; Metazoa; Chordata; Mammalia; Rodentia; Muridae. Gene Ontology annotation, biological process: cilium assembly.
CGGGAAAGAAUUUGAGGUGGGAAGAUUCUCCAACUGGAAUUGGAAGAAAAAACAGGUAUUGGUACUGAGAGACUGAGAAAAGCUCCUGCACCAGUUGCCAAGAAAACAAGGAACUUCAUGAGCUGUAACACUGCAGCCACGGAAGAAUUCAACCUAAUCCUGACUUAGAAGCAUGAUAAGGUAACCAAGAAGUCCCAGACAUCUGAGGAAAACCAAGUGUGAAAGCCUGAUGCCACAUGUAGAAUCAAGAGAUUUCCCCACAAAGCAGCUGUGUCGAAGCAAGCAGCAGGGAUUUCCACACAGACUUGUUCUUCCCACAAAACAAAGAGCACUGUGGUUACAGCUGUGGGAGGCCAUUCCUGUGUCUGGGAAUCUGAAGUCAGGUCCUCGAAUUUAUACAACCAGCACCUUAAGCUAGUGGACCAUCUCCUCUAACAAACAACCCCUCAGCAGCCAUGAGGAGACAUCAUCAUCACCUGCGGCCAGGACAGGUGACACGAUUCCUCACUAAGUCAUAUGCGGAGGUGGCCACAAACAACCAUCCAGAGCUUUCAGCUUUUCCAGGCUGCUGGUUCUUCCCUAGCCCUCUAGGGGCCGCUGUGCUUCCGGAAAGCAUGCAGGAGGUUUAGUUGCCGAGAGACCGUUGCCUGGCGACCGCUUGUACAACAGCUCCCAGCGUGCUGAACUGUGGCAAACAUGGCGUCCUCCAGCAGCUCCUCCAGCUCUUCCACCGAGGAGACCCCGGGCUCUGUGACAACAGUGUCGCCGUUGCAACUGCCCCCAACGCCGCCACCGACCUCCACGAUUCUCAAGUCGCCCACGGACUCCAAGUCUGGCUCCUCCAGCCCGCCGACCUGGACCUGCUCCGAGGAGCUGCGCUCAGCCGCCUUCUAUGGGCCCCUGGACGCUAAAAACCCGCUCCUGAUCUCUUGCGAGAAGGAAAUCCGGGAGCUGCUGGGUUUUAUGAAGAAGAAGAAGGCUCUAGCCACCACGGAGGAAGAGAAGAACGAAUUCCAUCGGAGGUGUGCCAUCACUCUGUUUAAUAUCUGGACCAAAUACGCCCCCAGGCUGCCGUCCAACUAUUAUUACGAGAAGCUUCUGCAGGUCGGCGACAGCCUCCGUCAAAUGAAAGAAUAUAAACUGGCUCUUCUGCAGUGCUAUGGCAGGUAUCUCCAGCAGUUCACCGCUGGCUAUGAUGACCAGAAAGAAGAUGUGAAUCAGUUCAAAAGCGUCUUUUUCCCCAAAGGCUUUGGAGACGAGCUGGCUGGACUUACAUUUCAUGCUCUGAGUGCCCAAAAUAUUUGUAACUACGAGCUGAUGUGUGAAAGCGAUGCCAACCUGAAGAAUAAGGGUUCCAUGAGGCAGUGUAUGCACAUCCUGUCCACCUUCAGGAUGGUCAUGCAGGUGGCUCUCCCACAGGAGCACCUUUGCUGGAUUAUCUUCAAUGGUACCAUUUACAUCUACACCAUUUGCCGAAAGCUGAUGCUCAUGGGGCUGGCUUCCAAGGCCUUAGAAUUCCUGCUGUGGGCCAGCAUGUGCAUGGAGUCCUCUGUCCCACUCCUGUCCGUCAGGCAUCUGACGUGGAGAGCCACGCUCUAUACUGCUGUCUGCCAGUGCCACUAUGACUGCCAGGCUGCCAUCCACGGGGAGGCAUUUGCUCGGCGUGGGUUAGCUAAAAUUGAUGAGUUAAGGCAACUGGAAUUAAUGAGUUCCUCUCAGGCUCAGGAUGAGUCCCGAAAAUAUUACAGAGAAGCCACGAUAAAGAUGGCCGUGAUGAUCUUCAAGAGAGGAGUAUUUGAGUCUAGAAGAAAAAACAAAACCGUGUUUAGACCGAAGAUAAGAAUUAACCUAAAGGAAGCUCAAAGCAUGGUGUGGCCACGGACCACCACAGAACGGCUGCUGGAUGAGCUAUUUGAUAGCACCUCGUCCCGGUUUCUGGCUGUCAUGGAAGCGCUCUCCGACUCCAACAGGCGAAUCCUACAGACUGGCCCGCUGGUCACAGAAGAAACAGAGCUUCGGGAUGUUGUCUCAGAACUGUUUAUGGCCGGAAGAGAGCUUUUGAUAUUUUCAAAUCUUGAUCCAAGUGGAAAACUUGAUUUCCCCAAAACAUGCCUCCUGGAGCAUAUAAUAGAAAGGAAAAAUAGCAUUUCCGUGGAUGCUGCUGUGAAAUUUGCAAAAUUGGCUUUUAAUUAUGAAGAAUGGGGGUUAUUUGACUCAGUAGCUGCACAUCUUCUUCGCUUCCUCCAGAAGCAGGAUAGCCCUGAGUUAAAGAAAGCAGAGAAGGAAUUAAUGCUUCUGCUUGCAGUAGAGCCACUGAUCAAUUUGAAGAAAAGCAAAGGUGUGGUCUUUCCUUUGACUAAUGAUAAGGAAGGACAGUUCAUUCAAGUUUAUCUAAAACACAUAGCUUGUCAUGAGUCUUGUGUGAGGAGUUGUGGAUACUCAGAAGAUAUUUUUACUUUGACAUCAGUUCUUCAUUACUGUGUUUGUGUCCCUCAAAAGGGUGUUCAGCCGGAAAAGGACAUCGUUGUGGAUAUAAUAACAUUCUUAUGGCAGAAAUGCAAGCUAGGAAUUCAAAGGCUCAGCAUACCGAAAAACGACUUUACAAAGUAUUCUCACAGGAUCAGCACAAACAAAUGGGUUUAUCUCCUGUGGCAUAUAAGUGAAGUGAUUCACUGCUAUAACUUGAAAAAUUUGGACAUUGUAAUGGUGGCAGAGAUCACAUUACGAUUAUGUGACAUAUUAGAAUCUUUGGGAACCCUGCAAAGAAAAUCCAAAAAAGCUUCAGAUAUGUAUGCAAAGAAAGGGCCAGAGGAGUUCCCGGGGACUCCAAAAGGGAUCCCAGAAGUCCUCCCGAUGUUAAAGCGAACACCCAUGGAGCAGUUCUUUUAUGCAUAUGAACUCCUCAAUAAAUCCAUCACUGCCAUGAACUGGACUCGUAUGCUGAACUCUCUGUCGGAUGGAUUAUCUGUAAUCGACCACUGUUAUGCCAAGAACUCUCAGGACCUAGAUGGAGACACUUACAAGCCUAUCUCAGCAAAUAGCUUCAUGAUGGACCUGCAUCUUGAAUUAAUUCACACCCAGAACCGCAUAGCUGUUAUACUUCUUGAUCAACUGGAAGGUAGUGGCUGCCCAGAAGUAAUUGCACAGAAUACACUUGAAGCCAAAUUCAAGGUUUUUCAGACUCCAACUGUUAGCACAAAUACCUCCACCAAAGGUUCGGAAAAAUUAAAGGAAACUAGGAGCAUCCAGGGUUUCUCAGAGUUAAGUGUAAUGAAUAAAAUCAAGAAGAACAAGCUGUCCAAAGCCAGCUUCCUGAUGCAGAAGGCUCUUUUACUGUCUGAGAAAAAACCAAAAUGCACCACUGCAUGGAACUUGUUGAUGGAAGCGUAUGCCUUAAUUGAGAAGAUAGAAGCAGAACAAAAUGCCCUCUAUUCCUAUCAGAAGUACUUGGUGAGCCCGAAAACAAAGAAGAGCCGAGUCCCUCCCCCGCCCAUCCUGCUGGCUCGGACUUACUGCUCUGUAACUCUGAAGCCCGCUCCGUUCACUUCAAAUGUUAAGGUGUCCUGGUACUGCAUACUGGGCUGCAAAGCAGAAGGGAGCUAUGGAAAAGUCAGACUAAACAACGAUCACCUCCCAAACUCAGGAGAAGCGAUACCAGCCGACGGCAAAAGCCUCUUUGAAAUUAAAGGUUUGGAAACUAAUGAAAAAUAUAUAUUUGCGGUUGCUGCUUAUUCCUCCAAUGGUAAACUCGUUGGUGACGCAGUUGGGGAGACAACAAAACCAAUUCUCAUUUACCCGCCUCUCUCUGCUGUUACAGUUCGGAUGUACCUGACACAGGUCGCCUAUCAGAUUGGUAACUAUGAGUUGGCUAAGAAAGUGUUCUCACAAGUCUGGGAUUAUUUUGUUGCUCCUCCACCUCAGGAUGAUCAGUCGGUUGUCUGUCUAAGCAACAUCAUGACAAUAACACAGAGAAGAUUUCACGCCAACAUUUUGGCAGACACUUCUUCGAUCCUCUUAUACCUUUUCCUUAGAAAUAUCUUUGUGAUGAGUGACAUUAAAAUUAAAGAAGAAAAUCUCUUCUGUGAUAAUAUUAAAGGCAAUGAGAUUUUCCCUGCCCAACAACUCGCUAGACUGAUGGAAUGUGAGAAUGUGCUGGUGGCGCUAGAUCUCAGCAACUUCCUCAAUGAUGCCAAUUAUGCCCUUCAAGCAGUGACCCAGUGCUACGGGCUCCUUGCGCCCAUCAUUUAUCACAAUAUUGUUUUGGUACCUGUCAUCCAGAUCUUGAUAAAAUGUAUUGUGGUUUUGCAAGGCAUGCCAAAUUUGGUUCACUCAAAGAAACACAUUUCAAGCUUUGACAGCAUACAGCACAUGAUAGCUUGCUCUAUCUUCUACAUGACAAAGAUCCUACGUUCCUGGAAGGAAUAUGACCUAGCAAUAUCUAUUAUAAAUUAUGGGAAAAAGACGUUGGACAUCACAUCAAAGUGCAAAUCUUUAUUUGGUAGUGACCAAGAUGAUGUCGGAGAUGAGGGUGUUUUUACUAAGAAAAUGUCAAAAACCAAGAAGCCACAGCAGGUGCUGUUGCCUGAAAAGAUAAACGAACAGCUGGGCAUGUUGGAGACACAUCUACUCAAACUGACAAAGCAAUUCCUCCCAAGUGAACUCUCAGGAGCAGAGGACCCGAUCUUUCUCUACCCGGUGGUUUUAAACUGGUCGGUGAAAGGCGCCAUGAAGGAAAUCAUGAAAUUUAAGCAAAGACCGAGAUUCCUGGAAUUCUUUACACAAAUUAUGCUCAAAUGCAUGAACGAAGAAAAGUUUCACCUCAUAGUGGAGAUAGCUGCUCCUGUUUACGAGUUCUUGAAAAGGAGAAACGAGUCGCUUAUUGGAAUAAAACGGAUAAAAUAUAAGGACGCUUCCUUUUAUAGAAAGGAAUCCAGAUCUCCCAAGAAGUAUAAAGCUAUAGUGAUCGAGAUAGGAAAAAGUACAGAGAUGCUAUUCAGAAAAAAAAAGAGGAAAAAGGACACUCUAAAAGACUUUUUAGUCAAGAAUCCGAUUAUUUUUGAAAUGACAGAGCAAGAAAGAAAUAAGAGAAAUGAUGUUAGAAAAGUGGCAUAUCGAAGCCUGGCGGGUAACUUGAACCCCUUAAUAGUAAAUUAUGUUAGAAGAAGGAGAUACCAUCAAAUACUUCUUGAAGAGUUCCCUUGGAGAGCUCAGAUGAACCUGUACCUGGCGAGCGCACACUACCACUUGUUUUUACAAAAGCUGACCGAGCGCAUGAAGACAAGGGUCACCUCUUCACGCGUGAAUGUCAGUUUUCGAUUAUGUGACCCUAGCCUCUUCUCACUAUACCAUUCUGGAACAGUGUUGCCAACAGCAAAGCUGACUGUAGACAGCUACAAAGCAAUGCUGGAUGCCCUGAUAGCUUUUAAAAAAAAGAAGCACCACCAACCCACAGAUACUGAAGAUUAUGCUACACUUUGGAAUUCCAAAAGUGAUGAUACUUUGACCAGGGUAAAAUCACAAACAUUUUGUGAAUCAGAGACUCAAUUAGGCGUUGGUAUUAGUGGCAAAGAGAAGGAUCGAGCACUGAAUUGGGGACUGGAUCAUCUUAUGAAAAUCUUCUCAUGUUGCAGGAAAGCAAUGGUUCUUGCUUACCGUGGUGGCUACUGGACUCUACUGCAGAACUGUUGCAGGCUCUUCUGGAACUUUUACCAGGAACUGCAAGUUCUACUAAAGCAGGCUAUGGACACUUACAGAACUUUCCCUAUUAGCCAGGAUGGCUUUCUCUGCAUCUGUGUGUCACCCUUCUACAUGGGCACAGAACUCCUUAUCGACAUGCUAAUAAAGCUUCAGAGCACCAAUUCUAUCAAGCCAAUCGAAGAGAGAGGCGAGUUCAGUGUUCCCAGCUGUUACGGGAACAUCAAACACGAAAAUGGAGGUUCCAGCCUGACCUUCGAGCAUCCUUUGGAUGAUGUCAAUGUGGUCGACUUGAAAUGGAUCCAUGACUUUGUGUUAAAGUCUCUGGAGGUUUUAUACCAAGUGGAGAAGUGGGAAACACUGGUGUCUCUCGCCAUUCAGUUCAACAUCAUUUCACAUGAGAGGUACACAGAGCAAGUGACCCCACUGCUGGUAUACGCACAGCGUCAGCUGCUCCUGAGGAUACGAAAGUUCGGUGGCCCGGAUGUCUCCCAGCAGGCUUGUGCCAGAUACGAGACUGAUAAUGGACAGAAGAUAACCUGCCGAAACUUCAUUGGGAAGCAGCUCACAAUCGACCCUUCUUCACCCAAGACACUGGAUGAUCUAGAAAACAGUUCUGAUGUGCUGAAGAUGCUCAUCUUUUCUGAGUAUAAACGAGCCAGACAGCUUGUCUGUGUGCCUGUGGAUGUGGCAGACACUUUGAGAUGCUUCAGAGAGACCCUAGAAAAAUCCAAAUAUCAUAACAGAUCAGUCCGGCACAGCAGAAAGCUGCUUUCAUUAUUUCUUGCUCAGACCCAAGGUGAAGGAGCGUCAAGCAUCACACGAUUAGACUCAAGGAAGGUGGAGUUUUGUCUGGGGACAGAAGAGAUGCACGGGUCAAUACCCCCCGACCUUUCUCAGGAAAACUUCAGAGUUUUUAGUUCAGUGGAGAAAAGCAAACUUCCCUACUCACAGCUGGGGCUGGUCAUUUCUUCCUAUCAUCAAACUAUUGAUGUUCUCCAAGCCAGCAAUCAAAGGAGCCUUAAAGUUCAGAUGCUGCAUUCACUUGGAAGUCUCCUCAUCUUCGCAGAGAAGAAAAGGGCUGCUUUCAAAUGUUGGAGUCAAGCUCUUGAUGACAUAUUCAGAAAGCCAGAUGCGCUACACACCUGGAAAGAAUUUGUCACCUCCGUCCCCAGUGCCACCAACAGCUCUUUACCUCCUGGUUUCAAAGACUACAGUGAAGAAUUUCUACAGAAGUUUGGCAUUUGGGGGUGUUUGCAGGGGGCAAUGAUCUCAGCGAAGAUAGCACAGUUUAUUAAGACCUCAAAUGUUAAGAAAAGAGUCAACACUUGCAUUUUGUCUGCAUUGCUUUUUCAGAGUCUGCUUCGCACUACUCUCCCCCAUCCCAAAGCUGAGCGUAACUACGCACAGUACGAAAUCACUCAGCUCUUGCCGGGCUUCGAACUCUUCUCAGACGAAUUCCGGGCUGAUAUCUGCAGUGUCGUUGCAUGCCUGUACUACGUCAUCCGUGAGCUACACUAUGCAAAUUACAACCUCAUAGUUCUGCCUCUCCUUGCACUGUACCUGUAUUUUGUCUCUGUAAUUUGCCAAGACAUUGUCAGAAAUCUAGAAGCAAGAAUCCUCAAGGUUGAAAUCCUUAUAGACUUAGGCUUCUUUUCCGAAGCCUUUUAUGAGCUAUCCCAGAUUUUUCUUGGAAAAAACAUGCCAUGUGCCAUACCUGCCGGCUAUAAAAUUACAGCCAAAGUUAAGAUACCUCAAUCAUUCGAUUGUGGAAAACCUCUCACCCAUAAAGACAACCUACAGGCACUUGAAGAUUUAAUGAACAAAGGCUUGCCUAUCAUUCUGGUUACUCUCAGCCAUCAGUAUCUCUUAAAUAAAUUUAAUUUUGUCAAGGCACACUUCUUCAUACGUUUGGCUGCGACAAUAAACUGCAUCCCAGAAAAUUUGCCAAAAACACUGUACCACACCAUUCUUAUUGACAAGAACAAACCCAACCUCUCAAACCUGAAAGAGUUGACUCCAAGAGAUAGUGAAAGCUCACAUGCUCAGCCUUGGAGAUUUAGAGAAGAGUACACUCUUAGCGUGAUCAAGUCACUUUUACUGACUGAGGCUGAGGACAGGCUCAACUGCCUGGUGGCUGAUGCAGAGCAAGAAUGUCACAAGCCCCUCUGUCAGUGCAGUGUUGGGGACCUGGAGAUCAUGGUGGAGGCCAGGAUGCACCUGGCAUCAAUUGCCCUGCAGAGAUACCGGCCAGCAUACAGUGCCGCCAUACUGUAUUCCACACUGAAGCUUCUCCGGGAUUCGAAGAUUUUUAAAAAGAAAACGCUUGACUACGCAGACAGCCCCUCCUCUCUAGGAUCCUCUACCACAGAAAAUAAAGAUGAUGGCGAGUUUUUAGACCCAACUUCCCUGAACUCCCGGGAAUAUUUCAACAUUCACCUUUGGCUGAAGUGCCGCUUGAUGCUCGUGACUGCAUUUGUUGGACAGAUUCGUGGUAUCGGAAUCAUGAAAGAGAAUGACAUGACAGACCGCCUGAGCCUUAUCCAUGAAGUGUUCAAGGAGGCAAAAGAUGCAGACGACCCAGAGCUCCAGGCUGAAUUCCUGAUGCAAGCUGUGAUCCUGGGCCUUCAGGAAAAGCACUUAAAGGCAGACAUCAUAAGGAACCUUCAGGAAAUCAUCCAUUUGCUGGAAGGGAAUGAGUUCGUUUCUCCUCGGUCCUGGUUAACCCUGGCAAGAAGCUUCGUUCUAAUGGAUGACUUAACAAAAGCUGAGAAAUUCAAGCAAGACUCUUCCCAAGAGGACAAGUUAAUUUACUUGAAUCAAGCUCACAGAAUUCUUAUUGCACAGAUGCUAACUUUUGGAGAGACAAUUGAAUUCCCUCUCUCAGAUACUGACUAUGCGAAUCCAUCACAGCCUUUGAAAAAUAUCUACCUCCCUCAUAUCAUGUUACUGGCCAAAAUAAAACUGAGAAUUGGACACACAUUGGCCAAGCAGGUGCAUCGCAGGAGCAAAAAGAAGGACUUCACUAAGUGGCUGCCAACCCUUCACAUCUUUGAGAUGGCCUUGACGCUCUGCAAGGGGACAGCAUCAGAGGAAUACGAGGUGGAGGCUGAAAUUCUGUUUCAGAAAGGAAGAAUAGAACGUCAAAUGCUGAUGGAUGAGAAGUCUCCAGUUUCACAAGUAGAGAGUUUUUUUGACGCUAUUCAAAUAAGCCUGGGAAAUGAUCAGAACUCGGGGUUGAUAAGGGAUUCCUACCUAGAAAUUGCCCUGAUGUAUUUCCAUCUGAAGAAGCCAAGGAAGAAGGUUUCAGCAACAUCAGCAAUCAAGACUAUUUCCAGAAGGCAUAGCUCUGUUAAGGAACCAGUAGCAAGUCGAUUUGAGAUGUGCAGCACACUGGCCUGGAUUGCAAUACGAGCGGCUACACAGGCCAGUGAAUCUGUGCUUGCAGUCAACCUCCUGAUUGGAAAGAAGAAUGCCAGAAUCGACAAAAUUAAUCAGGUGGUAAUACCAAACAUCCCAGAGUUUGCCACUGUGGAUCUUCUGUUAUCAUAUACGGAUUAUUUACUUGAAAACUACCAAGUCUCUUUCCAGUUGGAAAAUUCAUCUUUGUACCAAAAUGAAGAUAUUUAUGAGAAUAUGGAUGUUAAAAAAAAGAGUCACACCAAAAUGGAUAUCACAUGGAUCCUUCUCAUCCGCUACUAUAUUCACCUACAGAGAACUAACAACAUGAACAAGCUGCUGGCAUCUGCAACUCCGGUCUCUGGGAUUUCUUUGCCUGAUGACAUGCUCCUCACAUCCCUGUUCAAUUCUGAACUGAUUCUGCGCCAAAAAGAAAUGCAUCUUUUCCUGAAACGGUUCUUACAACUCUACUCUGCUUCAUGCAUUGAUGAGUUCCCAAAGGAACUCCUUCAAGGUCUGGAAAACCCUAUUCCAUUAGAGAAAGGCAAGCUUCAUCAGGACAAUUCCCUGCAUUCUACCUCGUCUGGAAAGCUCACUAGCAGUCCAUCGUCUACAGAAAUCUCAUCAGAAAUGGCAGUGCAUGCUUCAAACAAAGAACUUUGCUUUCAGUGGUAUAUUCCUCCCCUGGACAAGACUCCAAAGAACAAGGAACCUAUGGUUUUAUUACUGUAUGCAUAUAACCUGAAGCCCCUGAAGAUUACGGAUAUUAAAGUACCUACUGGUAACAGUUUGUGUGUUGGCAAUUUCUGGCUUCCACUGAACAGAGUCAUCUUAAUUCACGAGAAACUAUCUAACCUUGCACAAAUAGCUGAGAUUUCAUUGCCAUCAGUUCCUGAAGUUUCUUCUGGCGAAAGCGUAUACGAAUCAAUAGCAUCUAAAGAUGAACCAAUUGAUACAGACUUGGAGAAUAUGAUCCUUGACUGUUGCUCUGAAAUAGAAGUUCUAUUUUCCAAUGACAAAGAGCUCUCACCACUGACUGAGAUUCCAUUUUAUGUCUCCCUGCCUAAUAUACUCCAUCUCGAGAGACUUUUUGAUCUUGCAAAUGGUUGUAUCGUGUCAGCAGGAAGCCUUUUCAACUGGAUGGUGUCAAUUAUUCCCUGAACAUCCUUUACUGUUGGCGGUCGGAAUUUAAUUGUUACUCAUUUCUUUGGUGUGUGUUCAAAAUAAACUUCUAUAUUUUUUAAUCUCAUAAAUACUAACAUGCUGAACUGAAGAAGUUUGUUUAUCUGGCCUUGGAAGGAAGUUUUGGUCCUUACAUGUUACAUGUCUCGAAGGGGCGCCUCAGCAUGGACCUUUAUUGUAUCAGCUUUGGAAUUCUGUGAACUCGGGUCUGGAUAGCAACUCUGCCACCUGCUUGCUUUAAAGCAUGCGGCUUCUUUAAAGAGUUAGCUUGAAUUCUUAAGCUUUUGCUUCUUCAUCUGCAGAGUGGGGAUAUGGGCAUUUAUCUCCUAAGGCUACUGACAUGUGCUAAAGUAAUGAAGUCGUAUACUAAGGUGCUCAGUCAGGCCGAGGAAGUGAGACCGUGGAGUGCCAUUUGACUGGUACACUGGAAGAGGACUGGGCAUUUGACUGUUCACCCAGCCUCUAGCAAUGGCGUGCACCAAUCCUUCCCAGGCUCUGGCACAUGAAUGGACAUGCGAAAAUAAAAUGAAAUCAUAAAUAAGAAAAAUUGAUGUACAACCUUAGGUUUACACUCCACUUUUCAUUGGUACACUGCUCCAAGGUUCCGGUGUUUGGUGACAACUGAACUGAAAUUCUCCUAUCAUAUUAUAUAGUGGGGAUGAAUCUCUAGCAAGGAAUUUAAAGAUAAGAAAAAAAGAGGGUACUAGAAUUUUGCUAGAAGUAGGAACACUGGAGGAGAACAGAGAGAGGUACGAGAAUGCCUACGGUGUAUUUGUGAAGGACUUGACUACUCCCUAUAAAGAAUGUGUCAAGGAAAACUGAGGCCUAGCUGAGCCUUAACCUCACACUAGACCCACCUAGCAUCUACUUUAGGAGUAGAUAUUGUUUUAAGUGAUCUGUACACCUGACU